CUCAUCCAAACACUGUUGCCUUCAUCAGUCAUGGUGGCCUUCUUGGUACUAUUGAAGCAGUGUAUUUUGGUGUCCCAAUUCUGGGCAUACCAAGAUUUUGGGAUCAACAUAAAAAUAUUGAAGAUGCUGGUAGGAGGAAUAUGGCUAUCAAAUUGAAUUAUCACAAUAUCAACGAGCAGGUUUUCGGAAGCGCAUUGAAUGAAUUACUAAAUAAUCCAAUGUACAGGAAUAGUGCGAAACGUCAAUCUCGAAUAAUGAAUGAUCGGCCUGUGAAACCGCUGGAUGAAGCAGUGUUUUGGAUAGAGUAUGUAAUUCGAUAUCGAGGAGCUCCACAUCUCAGACCUGCUGCUUUGGAUUUGAAAUGGUAUCAGAGAUACCUUAUGGACAUCGUAGUUUUCUGCAGUUUCAUUGGAAUCACUUGUCUUCUGUUUGUUUUCCUGGCUUCGAAAUGCAUUUAUUCCGACCGGAAAAAAAUUGACAGUUUUUCAAAGAAGAAUAAAUAGGCGUUGAUCCGAUUUCUUCUACUCUUUGUGGAUGUCCAUGUCGAAUAUAAAAUCUGCUUUUUAUAUAACCAACGUAUGCCUGAUUAACAUUGGUGUCUCUCUGAACCUUAUAUUUUUAAAUGUUUUCAUUACAUUUGCCCUGUUUGUUCAAUUGUGUAUUAAUUUAUUAAUUUAUUUGUGUCAAAUUCAAUAAUUGAAGUUUGGCCCUCUUCCUUUUGACAAACUGAUCUAAUAUUUGGUAUACAAAUUUAGUUUUGAUGACAAUACAAUUUAAUAAAUUCUGUGUUCCUGUGAAUCCAA
Leptinotarsa decemlineata (Colorado potato beetle) is the source of this 803-nucleotide messenger RNA. Its product is annotated as UDP-glycosyltransferase UGT5. The record is from RefSeq and is a predicted model, not a curated record. Gene Ontology annotation, molecular function: UDP-glycosyltransferase activity. Lineage: Eukaryota; Metazoa; Arthropoda; Insecta; Coleoptera; Chrysomelidae.